AGUCACCUUUUACAAGUUCACCUGUUGGAGAAGGACCGAUGACAAACUAUUCUAACCUUUCCUUGGAGAGGCAUAACAUAACACUGCCUGAACGUUCCAGUGUGCAGAAACAAGUCAUUUUGGAAAGUCCUUCUCUCAUGUAUCUCACCUGCAAGUUCACGGCGUCGGGGAACUUGACGUCCGUGUGCGUGACUUGGAAGAGGGGUGAUGAGCCGCUGAAGAAUUUUUCUCACACUGUGGAAGGAAAUAGCACUGUGCGUACACAGUACAAUUUCACCAUCGUUAACAGCAAGCAGCUGGGGAACUACUCUUGUGUCUUUGAAGACAGAAAGGAGCAACGGGGAACAUUUACUAUCCAAGUUCCUGAAGUUAAGGGAAAAAAGAAGCCAUUGAUCACUUAUGUGGGAGACUCGACUGUCCUGGUGUGUAAAUGUGAAAAGUGUGUUGGACCUUCACAUUGGACCUGGUACAGAAGUAAUGGAAGUGUACAGGUUCCUAUUGACGCUAACAUGAGUGCUAAGUAUGUGAUCAGCGGAGCACACAACAAUGAAACAAAGCUCAAGCUGAUGAAUCUCCUGGAAGAAGACGGGGGAUCCUACUGGUGCCGGGCAGUGUUCCCGUUAGGCGAGAGUGAAGAUCAGCAGGAACUUGUUGUGCUGAGCUUUCUGGUGCCCCUCAAACCGUUUUUUGCUAUCAUCGCUGAAGCUGUUCUUUUAGUGGCCAUUAUUCUGCUUUUUGAAGUGUACACACAAAAGAGAAAGAAGCACCCAGACGAUGGAAAAGAAUUUGAACAAAUUGAGCAGCUGAAGUCAGAUGAUAGCAAUGGUUUAGAAAAUAAUGCCCCCAGGCAAAGAAAGAAAUGAAUCUGUGAGCCAGUGAAUGGAUCACAUCAAGCAUCGUGGGAAGAUGUACAAGGAUGUGUUUCAGCUUUUAAGAGUUUGAGUUUUUCCUGACUUGCAUGGCCAGACCCUGUCUUCAAAAAAAAAUGACAAAAAACAAAGAGUUUCUGAGUUUUUGUGUUUUCAAAGAUGAAAAGUUUAAAAAAAAGAUGAAAAGUUUAUGCGGCUUGUACACCAGUAGCUUUAUACAUAAUACAUGCUAUCUCAGAUCUAGAGCCUUUAUUUCAUGUCGUUAUUGCUUUAUACUAAAGCAAGGCAAACUAUGUGAAAUGUGUUCCGUGAGCUGUAACCCAGAGUAAUUAAUUUUAUCUUGGUCUUUAAAGGGCAUCAGCAGAAUGAGUUAAUAAUUCAUAGAACAAUUUAAAAAAGUACUCCAUGGAACAGGUAUCACUAAAGACCUGUCUAUAACCAAAGAACCUAUUAAAAAGGAAGUCUUUACUGUUUAUGUCUUAAAAAAAGUAUUUUUCCUAAUCAUGCUUUGUGUGUAUAGAAAUUUGUAUUUGUAUAAUAGUUUCAUGUAAAGUUGUGAUAUUGAAAAAUUGUGUCAUUAGGACUUCAAUCUUUGUGUUUUUUGCUAAUGAUGGUUACACUCUCUGCAAGUACAACAUAGCUUUUGUCCAUAAAUCAUAGCUUAAGACAAGGAAGUAAACCGUGCUCUUAGCUGGGUAUGGUGGUUACAUCUGUAAUCCCUGCUGUUCAGGGGGCUGAGGUAAGAAGAUCAGAAAUCUGAGGCCAGCAAUUUAGUGAGACCCUGUCUCACUAAAAAAAAUAAAACAAAAAAAACUGGGAAUGUAGACCAGUGGCAGGCCACUUUCUUGCUUUACCAUGUGCAAGGCCCCAGGUUCAAUCACCAGUACCUGAAAAAGUCAAAACCAAAAACAAACACCAAAGAAGAUUUUAAAAAACCUCAAAAAACAGAAAAACUAACUAACAAAAAAAUCCUAUGCUUGCUCCUAAGCUCUGUUGCUACAGAGCAACUCUCUGUCUUUCCCAUACCAAGCCACAGUGCUACUUGUCUUUAGAGCAUUUUUGUUGUUGUUUCUGUUUCUUUUGUUUUAUAAGCCCUGGACCUUGGACUUCUCCAGGUGUGUAAGUAUUAACAAUACACCACUGUCAGCCGGGUGCUUCUGUGGUUCAUGGUUUCCUGGUGUCUUCUAUUUUUUUUUUACUAAGUUUGUUUGUAUCCAUGGCUGGUUAAAUAUAUAAAAAUAUGUCAUUAGUGCUUUACAAUAGUAAUUCUUUUGGCUGGAAUAUAGAUGUAUUGAAGUACUUUAUUUUUGCAAAUGCCUUAACAUAGUAUCUGAAAGUAGGAUAGUUUCUAUUGCAUAUAUAUCUGAAAUAUUUUAUAAAUGAAUUAUAACCAAAUUCAAUGAAACCUGAAUGUACAUGGAAGUUUCCAGUGACUUUAAAGGAAAUAAUGGAAAUCAUGCUACACUACCCUAGAUUGUCCGUGGUGUGAGCAACCAGAAGCAGAGAAGAGCUAAGGAUGGCCAUGAAAAACGCACAGUUCUUGAGUUGGGGAUUAAAGCCUGAUGAAGAUGAUGAUUAAAGCCUGAAGAAGAUGAUAGAAAGAAUGCUUUAUAGUAAUUUAUACUAUGGAUAUUGGUUAAGAAAAUAGAAUUCUGAUAGUGAGAACUGCAUAGCCAGCUUGACUAAUGUUUACUAAUAUUACUAGCAUGAAUAUACACCUAAAAUAGUGACUUGGAAGCUGCUUUUUAUUUUGCUGCUGCAACAAAACUAUUUUGUUGCAGAACAUCUCAGCCACACAGGAGCAUAUUAUUAAACUGGAAAAUAACUCCUUUUGGUUAACUAUUCAUUCUUGACCUCAGCCAUUUGUUUUGAUCUAAUUCAUAAUUUGACAAAAUUGUUAGGGGUACUGUGGUGGUGGCUGGCCUAAUUAACUUAAGCAGAAUUCAGGGAAAAGCGAGUCAAACCUGUUUUCUAAAUCGUAACCCAAAACGAUACGUAGCUCAUGUGGAGUGUGCAGCCUUAUGUUUUGGCACAAUUCAUUGUUGAGGCUGAAGUAGUUUUUAAGCAAAAAAAAGAAAACGUGUUGCUCAAAGGUAAAAUAAUCUGAAAUAUUGAUAUAGCAAAUUGAAAUUUUAAAUAAUUCUUGCUAUGUAUUUUUGCUAGUAAAGACAAGCUGCUUGACUAACUGAAAGCAGAAAAAGUACCCAAAUAUUGAAGUUGAUUUUUAGUUCUUGAAAGUCUCUGGAGGACUUCUAGAAAAUUACUUCACCACUGUUUGCUUAAAAAUGGAUUGUGUCCAUUAACUAACUCCUUAAAGAUAAUAAAUGGAUUAACUUAAGAACUCAGUAAAUUGACUGCAAGUACUAAGCGGUAGAAAAGCUGAAGCAGGAAACUGCUCCAAGCUUGUAUAGGACAUGUUGGGAGGGGCUAUCACUUUCUCUGGCUAGUGGGGUUUUUCAGCAUAAUUAGACUUCAUGGUGCCAUAAAAUUCCCCAUACUUCCAUAUACAAGUUUAUACUAAAAUGUAAAUCAUCUUCUGUAGUCUUGCGUUUCCCUCAAGCAUUUGGUCAGAUCCAAACCUAAAGGUCAUUGUGAUGUUUUACUGGUCAAGAAUUCCUGUUCCUUUGGCUUUCUGAAAAACUCAUUAAUCUACCCGGUUGCCUCCCAGACCCCACUGGCCCCAGCUGUAACAGCUAUGGUUUUAUUUUAUUUUUUGGCACUGGGAAUUGAACUCAGGACCUUGCACUUGUCAGGCAGGGGCUGUGCCGCUGAGCUAUAUCCCCGGCCCUGUGGUUUUGAACUUUAGCCUCAUCUUCUCAGUUUUUUGCGUUGUUGCUCAAGUCCUCCUUCUAAAACACAAAUCUCCCUUGCAACUUCGUGUGGCUGGCUCCACGCCACCCUGCAGGCUCACCUUUGUCAUUUCUUAGUAUUGCAGUGUGUGAAACUGCUAAUCUCCCUCAGGUCUGUGUCAGCUUUCCUGAUGUUAGCCCGACCAUGCAUCCCUGAAGAUCCCUCACACCCAGUGAGCAGUGAUGCUCUGCCUUCGUUUUUAUUCCCCUGUAUUGUAAACACAGGUUUGCUGCUGUUCUUGAUUCGUCUUUUAUUUCUGUGCCCUGUACCAUGAGGGUGUGUUGGAGAUGUUGUGAAAUAUGUUGAAUGAAUAAACGUAAAAGUAAAAAUCCAA
Molecule: messenger RNA, 4053 nt
Organism: Chinchilla lanigera (long-tailed chinchilla)
Lineage: Eukaryota; Metazoa; Chordata; Mammalia; Rodentia; Chinchillidae
Gene: Emb
Product: embigin
Biological process (GO): homophilic cell-cell adhesion; axon guidance; dendrite self-avoidance
Cellular component (GO): plasma membrane; axon
Molecular function (GO): cell-cell adhesion mediator activity
Source: RefSeq, a predicted model, not a curated record